AUGACAAAGCCUCCCUCCUCAACAAAUCAGCAAGAGACUCAUUCUGUGUCUUCUCCUCGGCUCAGGGAAAGCAAUAAAACAAUGAGUCUGGAGAUAGAUAAUGAUCAUGAGAAACCAGCUGUCACAAUCACACGUCUCAUCGAACAGCUUCAUGCCAAGAAAUCAUCAACGCAAGAAAAAGAGCUCAGCACCGCUCGAAUUCUCGGUCUAGCCAAAGGUAAAAAAGAAUGUAGAAAGAUCAUUAGCCAGAACGUGAAUGCCAUGCCUGCCUUCAUUUCACUUCUCAGGAAUGGAACCCUCUUGGCAAAACUCAAUUCUGCUUCGGUCCUGACCGUUCUAUGCAAAGACAAAAAUGUUCGUUCUAAGGUAUUGAUAGGCGGAUGCAUCCCGCCGCUGCUGUCACUUUUGAAAUCUGACUCUGUGGAUGCAAGAAGAGCUGCGGCCGAGGCUAUAUGUGAAGUUUCCUUGUGUGGAAUGGAAGAUGAUAAUGUAGGUAAUAAGAUAUUUGUCACGGAAGGUGUAGUACCAACUUUGUGGGAUUUAUUAAAGGCAAAGAAAAAACAGGACACGAUAGUUGAAGGGUUUUUGGUUGGAGCUUUGAGAAAUCUUUGUGGCGAUAAAGAUGGUUUUUGGGCAUUAACACUUGAAGAUGGUGGAGUCGAUAUCAUCCUUAGCCUUCUUCAGUCUAGUAACCCGGUAUCUCAAUCAAAUGCAGCUUCUCUCUUAGCUCGUCUUAUUAGGAUUUUCACUAGUAGCAUCUCAAAAAUAGUAGAGUCAGGUUCUGUGCAAGUUCUGGUUCAACUUCUAGGUGAGGAAAACAGUGUUGUCGUACGUGCCAAUGUAGCCAAUGCUCUAGAAGCCAUUACAUCAAAGUCCGAAGAAGCAAAAAAUGUGGCAAGAGAUUUGGAUGGGAUACACCUUCUGAUUGGUGCAGUUGUAAUUUCAUCUAAAGAGUCAGUGGAUAAAGAAAAUGAACGCAUCUUACAAAUUCAUGGGACACAAGCUUUAGCAAACUUAUGCGGAGGAAUGUCUGGUUUGAUAGUGUAUCUUGGAGGGCUAUCUUUGUCUCCGCGCCUCACUGAGCCCAUCGCUGAUAUUCUUGGAGCUCUUGCUUAUGCUCUAAGGAAGUUUCAGCUAAGUUGUGAUGAUGAUUUUGAUCCAACACUAACAGAAGGAAUACUAGUGAAACUACUAAAGCCGCGAGAUACUCAGUUGAUCCAAGAACGUAUCUUGGAGGCUAUGGCAAGUCUAUAUGGUAACACUAAUCUAUCAGAAAAACUCAACAAUGUGGAGGCUAAGAGGGUUUUAGUCAAUCUUACAAUCUUGUCCACAGCUGGUCCACGUGAGCGGAUGAUAACCUGUUUGUCAAAUUUAUACAAAUAUGAUAAUGUUUGGGAUGCUAUUGGGAAGAGAGAAGGGAUACAAAUCCUAAUACCAUAUCUUGGAUUGUCAAGCGAACAACAUCAAGAACUGUCAGUUGAAUUCUUAGCGAUCUUGACUGACAAGGUCGAAGAAAGUAGAUGGGCUGUUACUUCUGCAGGCGGGAUUCCUCCAUUAUUGCAGAUACUAGAGACUAGUGUAUCUCACAAGGCAAAGGAUGAUGCAGUCCGUGUCAUUUGGAACCUAUGUUGUCACAGUGAAGAGAUCCGUCUCUGCCUUGAGGAAGCAGGAGCUAUUCCUGCACUUUUGGGGCUUUUAAAGAACGGUGGACCAAAAUCCCAAGAGUGGUCAGCAAAUACCCUUAUGAAACUGAUCAAAACAGCUGAUCCAAUUGUUAUCGAGCAAGUACAAGCUUUGUUUCUUGGAGAUGUUCCUAAAUCAAAGGCUCAUUUGGUAAGAGUUCUAGGCCAUGUUCUUGCAUCGGCUACUUUAGAGGAAUUCGUCACCAAGGGUUCUGCAGCGAAUAAUGGAUUGAGGUCUCUUGUCCAGAGACUUGCCUCAUCAAAUGACAAGAUGAAAGAGAAUGCAACUUCUGUAUUGGCUGAUUUAUUCAAUUCAAGAAAAGACCUUUGUGGUGGUCUUGGAUUUGAUGAGAAUGACAAUCCCUGCACCAAACUUUUAAGUGGAAACACUCAUGCUGUUGCAACACAGUUAGCGCAUGCCUUAGGCUCUCUAUCUAAUCCAACAAAGAAAAAGAGUACUGGCCAAAAGAAGUUAUCUAGUCCAGAAGUCGAAGUGAUCAAACCAUUGAUAAAGUCAGCAAAAACAAACCCUAUCGAGUCAACAGAGAAUCCUAUGUCGACUCUUGCUAACCUUCUUUCAGACCAAAAUGUUGCAGCUGAAGCAUUAAAUGAUGAUGUUGUUUCUGCAUUGACGAGAGUGCUGAGAGAGGGAACCCUACAAGGUAAAAGGAAUGCUUCGCAUGCUCUUCAUCAAUUACUAAAGCAUUUUCAGGUCGAUGAUGUGUUCAAAGGAAAUGAUCAGUGUCGGUUUGCUGUUUCCGAACUCAUUGAUCUCUUAAACACAACUGAUACGAACAAUAGCGCUUUUAUCGAUGUUCUAGAAGUACUCUCUUUACUGGCCAAAGCUAAAUAUGGUGCUAACUUGUCCCAUAACCCAUUUUCUACAUUCACUGAAGUUCCUUCGUGUUUGGACUCUCUUGUUCGCGGUGUGGCUGAAGGUCAUCCGUUGGUCCAAGAUAAAGCAAUAGAGAUUUUGUCUCGCUUCUGCAAGACACAGUUUUUAUUGUUAGGUCAACUUUUGGUGAUACAGUCAAAAUCAAUUUCUUCACUGGCCAAUAGAAUAAUCAACUCAUCUAUUCAUGAAAUAAAAGUCGGAGGGGCUAUGUUGCUUGUUUGUGCAGCAAAGAACGACAAGAAAUUAUGGACGGAAACAACUGGACGAUCAGGGUAUUUGAAAAGCUUAGUAAAAACUCUUCUUGAUAUGUCAAAGGAGAACUCUAAAUCUUCUUCAUAUGGAAUUGAAAUUCAAAGACCAAGAUCUUGCAUUACAAGCAUUUUGUGCUUAACCAUGGAUGGCUCUCAAAUGGUUGAUCCAGUUACUAUCUUGGGAAGCACCGUCUCCAUGUGGUUACUUUCUAUUAUUUGCUCUUCUCAUCCCAAAAACAGACUUGUUGUCAUGGAAACCAAUGGACUUGACAUUAUUGUAGAAAAGCUUCAAAAAAUUAAGUCCAACAAUACAGAGGACAAUUUCUCCGAUUCCGAAGAAAAAUGGAUUGCUAUGUCAUUCUUAGCUGUUAUGUCUCAAGAACCAAACAUUGUCUCAUCUCCUAUAACAGAAAAUCUUUUGCCAACACUAGCACCUUUCAUGCAAUCUGAUCAGAUGAUUGAUGGAUAUUUUACUGCACAAGUAUUGGCAGCACUAGUUCGUCAAAAGAAUGACAAGAUCAUUUCAGAAAUCAUGGAUUCAGAUAUAGUACAAACUACAAUAAACUUGGUAGGGUGUGAAGAAUCAGACACAAGGACUUUUUGUGCUUUAGCAGAAGAGUUAUCUUUGGUACAAAAUCCUUUUGAAGCCACUUUAGAGGCACUCUUUGAAGAUGAAAGAGUAAGACGUAGUUCAUUUAUGAAAGAAAAUAUUUUUUUGCUGGUGAAUCUCUUGAAGCCAAAUGUAGACAAAGUUGGAGCUACUCCAGUGGUUGUUCGGCUUCUAAGUCGUAUUGCAGAGUGUGGCGAUUCAAGUAAAUUACUUAUCACUGAAGCUGGAGCUCUGGAUGCUUUAGUGAGGUAUCUUUCUUUGAGUCCUCAAGAUUCGAAUGAGAUAAUUGUUUAUCAACUAUUAGAAUCACUGUUCCGCAACCCAGAAGUUACACGGCAUAAAACAACUAUAAAUUCCAUGAAGCAACUUAUUGGAAUUCUUCAUCAUGAUUCUAGAAGUACCCGUUACAAUGCUGCAAGGGUGCUUUGCGAACUUUUUAGCCAUGAACACGUCAGAGAUUCUGAAUUAGCAUGGAAAACACUUUCCCCUCUUCUAGAAAUGUUGAAUACUAAAUUGGAGAGUGAGAAAGUGGCUGCUCUUACAGCUUUGGUGAAACUAACUAUGGGAACUAGUCCAAGCCCAUAUAUUCUUACCAGUCUUGAAGGCAACCCAUUGGAGAACAUUUACAAAACUUUAUGUUCAGAUAGUUCAUCGCUUGAAUCAAAGACAAGUGCUGCGAGGGUAUGCCGCUUUCUAUUUACCAGUGAAGUUUUGAGAACAAACUCAUCCGCCGUAGGUUGCAUGGCACCUCUUAUAUCACUAAUCCGAUCAGGAACAAGCACAGCUAUAGAAGCUGGAAUGUUUGCACUUGACAUACUCUUGGAUAGCAAAACAUUCUCAGAUGUCGCAGAAGAACAUGAUUGUGUGAACCUGUUUUAUGGCUUUGUGGCUUCUGAAAACUAUCUGAUCAGUGAGGCUGCAAUUUCUUGUCUUGUGAAAAUGGCUAAAGACAACACUCCGCGUAAAAUGGAUCUUAUUAAAAUGGGUAUAAUCAAGAAAUGCCUUGGUCAACUCUCUAGAUCUCCUACGUGUUCUUUGUGUUCAGUAAUCGCAGAGCUUUUCAGAGUUUUGACGAAUGUUGGUGUUGUAGCUAGAAGCCAAGAUGCAAUAAAAAUGGUACAACCACUCCUCUUGAUGAUUUUGAUUAGACAAGACUUGGAUUUUCAAGGCCAGCUCAGUAGUUUACAAGCUGUCGCAAACAUCUUGGAAAAGCCAAAGAUUCUUGAAUCAUUAAAUAUUUCAUCGUCUGCUGUCAUUACGCCUAUGAUACCAUUGCUUGAAUCUGAAUCUUUAGCGGUCAAAAAUGCAACGGCAGAACUACUGACCUCACUACUCAAAAUGCCACGUUUCCAAGAAGAGAUAAUGACUAAGGAUCUCGUUGCUCCUCUUGUGAAAUUAGCGGGGAUCAAAGUAAGAAACUUGCAAGAGACAGCGUUGAUGGGUUUGGAGAAAUCUUCAGUUACAUGGACAAAAGACGUAGCUGAUGCCGAAGGAAUUCAAGAGCUUUCCAAGGUUAUUAUCGACGAAGAUCCUCAACUUCCUGUAUAUCUUUGGGAAUCAGCAGCUUUCAUUCUCUGCAACAUCCUCAGAUUCAAUCCAGAACACUAUUACUUUACAGUGCCUAUACCAGUUGUAGCAAAAAUGUUGUUCUCAACAGCUGAGAGCAUAGUGAUCUUAGCCAUAGACGUAUUGAUCAUCCGUGAGAACCAAGAUUCAUUAAGCGUCUUGGAAAUGGUUGAAGCUGGUGCACUCGACGCAUUACUAGAUCUACUAAGAUCACACCACUGCGAAGAACACUCUGGAAGAUUACUCGAAUUAAUACUACGCAGUCCAAAGGUUAGAGAGACAAAGAUAUGCCAGUUUGUAAUAACUCCCUUGUCAGAGUAUAUACUAGACUUAAACACAACAUCAGAAUCCGCAAAGCUUCUUGUAGCCAUGGCUUUAGGUGACAUAUCUCAACACGAAGGACUAGCUAAAGCCACUGAUACUCCUCUGGCUUGUCGCGCAUUAAUCAGUUUGAUAGCGGAGGAACCGAGCAACGAGAUGCAAAUGGUUGUGAUUUGUGCAUUAGGAAACUUUGCAAUGCAUAGUAGAACAAGUCGUAAAGCUAUAGCUGAAGCUGGUGGAGUGUGUUUGGUUCAAGAGAUGCUUAGAUCUUGUAACCCACAAGUUUCUACACAAGCAGCUCUAAUGAUCAAAUCUCUCUUCUCAAACCAUACACUUCAAGAAUACGUCUCCGGUGAAAUCAUCAAAUCUUUAACAACUGCUAUGGAGAGAGAGUUAUGGACGACGGCGAUGGUAAACGUGGAAAUAGUAAGAACACUAAACGCGAUUCUCACGACGUUUCCCAAACUCCGUUCGUCGGAAGCAGCCACCGCUUGCAUCCCUCACUUAAUUGGAGCUCUAAAAUCCGGCGAGCAAGAAGCGAGAGCUACAGCAAUGGAUACCAUAUACACAAUGCGACAAUCGUGGACAACAAUGCCGACGGAGAUAGCGAAAUCUCAGGCGGUUUUAGCGGCGGAGGCGAUACCGGUUUUGCAAUUGAUGAUGAAAUCAAAAUCUCCGGCUCCAUCGAGCUUUCACGAGAGAGGUAACAGUCUCUUGAAUUCUUUGCCGGGAAGUCUCACGGUGGCGAUCAAACGCGGCGAUAACCUGAAACGUUCCAAUGCGUUUUGCAGAUUAAUCAUCGAUAAUUGUCCCAGCAAGAAAACCAAGGUUGUGAAACGAAGCAGCUCACCGGUUUGGAAAGAAUCAUUCACAUGGGACUUUGCUGUACCUCCAAGAGGACAGUUUCUUGAAAUCGUAUGCAAAUCUAACAACAUCUUCCGAAACAAAAAUAUGGGAAGAGUGAUGAUCCCAAUCGAUAAAGUAUUGACAGAAGGGAGUUACAGUGGAAGUUUCAAGCUGAGUGAUGACAGCAAUAAAGAUGAUUCUUCUAAUAAAAGUCUAGAAAUCGAUAUUGUCUGGUCCAAUCAGACAUUUUAAUUUAAUUAUCAUUUAAAAUG
Messenger RNA from Camelina sativa (false flax), 6443 nucleotides. Lineage: Eukaryota; Viridiplantae; Streptophyta; Magnoliopsida; Brassicales; Brassicaceae. The record is from RefSeq and is a predicted model, not a curated record.